This is a messenger RNA of Colius striatus (speckled mousebird), 1024 nucleotides long. RefSeq names its product ATP synthase membrane subunit j (gene ATP5MJ). NCBI's taxonomy places the organism in Eukaryota, Metazoa, Chordata, Aves, Coliiformes, Coliidae. Gene Ontology annotation, cellular component: mitochondrion. The transcript has 4 exons. The record is from RefSeq and is a predicted model, not a curated record. The coding region runs from base 684 to 851 and encodes 55 amino acids.
GACGGUGUCUGCUCUUGUACCGGGGGAAGGUGCCCUCCGUUCUCAGCCAUGGGAGGUGUGGGGCAGACACUCUGUCCUUUCACACCCUCGGGACAAUGGCUGAGAGCUGCUGUGUGACCUUAGUCGCCUUGUCUGUCUCGUUGUCUGGAGGAAGCCCACGUGCACGGGGCUGGUUCGGUCCUGAAUCUGACCCAGCGGGUGCCUCCUGGUCUUCCAGGACAAGCCGUUCUCUAAGCGACACGCCACACCAAGCCUUGCGACAGGCCCUUCCCGGCAUUGUCCCGGCACAGGACGCUUGCUGAGCUCCCUUCUCAGGAAGCACGAGUGAGGUGAUGCCUGCGGCGUGAGAGACUCGGGGGCCGCGGGAGGAUUUCUACAGCAGCCUGGGCUUUGAGGGCCAGGCAAAGCCUUUGGGCGCCCGAGGGAACGCAGGGACGUGGACGGGUCUACGCGUUGAGCGACUCCGCUUUCCCCGCACCGGCCGGGGCAUGAGGAGCGGCGGCGGGGUGCGGAGGGCGCCAGAGGCCUCCUCACCCACAGGGGGCGCUGCGCGGCGGACGCGCCUCUGUGCCCGAUGUGCCUGGUCGUUGGCGCGUCCUCUCCCAGCGUCCCCGGCGGCGGUAGCGGCGGCUGUUCCUGCUUGGUGACCUUCGCUGGCAGCUCGCGCGCUCCCCGCUCUAACGAUGUUGCAGAAUAUGAUUCCAAAGUCAUGGAGACCCAUGAAAUUCUACUUCACUACAGUGUAUCAAGAAAUAUGGGUUGGUGUAGCAAUAACAGCUUAUGUCUAUUACAAAAUUUCAUAUGGUGGCAAAAAAGCAGUGGAAAGCAAGUCCUCUGGUGGCCAUCAUUAAAGACCUCUUCUCUUCUUGGAGUAUGAAUUUGUUGGUUUGUCAUCUUUACUGUAAAUGAAGCAAGUUACAACCAUAGGGAAGUUAAUUCCAAAACUGUAUCUGAUCCAUCUGCUGUAAUUACAGGAGGAAUAAAUCCAUUGAGCAACAAGGAAUUAAACAUGUUGGACAAAGUA